AUGGCACUCAAAAUCAUACAAAUCAACCUACAACAUAGCAAGGGGGCGACAGUCACCCUAGCCGAAACAAUGAGAAGAACAAAAGCAAACAUAGCCCUAAUCCAAGAACCCUGGGUGUGCCACAAUGCGCCCAGAGAUCUUGGACUAGCGGGAAAAAUACACACACCGACAAACGAUGGCAAAAUGAGAACAUGCAUUCUCACACGAAAGGUACUCGAGGCCACUCUGAUCCCUCAUUUAAGUGACAGUGAUAACACUGUAGUGGCCUUUGAAUGCAAGAAUCCAAAUACAAGCCCUAGCCCAACAAACAAUGACAACCACGAAAUCUACAGAUGGCUCGCCAUAGCAACAUACCUACCAUGGAAUGCCACAGAAUCACCCCCAGGUGACAAACAUAGAGAAAUACUAACAUGGUGCAUCGAAAAGAACAUUGAAGCAGUUAUUGGAGCCGAUGUGAACGCACGACACGCUAGAUGGGGCAGCACUGACACCAACACCAGAGGCAAUAGAAUGGUGGAAUUCCUAGACGAAUUCGGCUUAAUAUGUCACAACAGAGGCAACACCCCGACAUUUGUAACAAGAACAAGAGAAGAAGUACUAGAUGCAACCUACAGCACUCAAGAAAUGUCUCAUAGGAUAAAAAACUGGAGAGUGUUAGAUAAAAACAGCCUCUCCGACCAUAGAUACAUAUCCUUUGAGAUAAAAGAGCCAACAACAAGAACACCAAUCAGCAGAAGAAACCCAAGAAAAACCAGAUGGACUGAAUUCCUGGAAGAAAUAGACACAAAUAUCAACAACCUUCCAUCGAGAUACUGCAGCAAUAGCAUAGAGCUAAACAUUCCAGCCGAGGCACUAACCAAAACUAUUGCCAAAGCUUGGGAGAACAGCACCGAAGAAAAUGAGUGCAAAACAAAAAUCGACAUACCUUGGUGGAACGAAGAAAUAGCGAACCAAUAA
Hylaeus volcanicus is the source of this 957-nucleotide messenger RNA. RefSeq lists its product as uncharacterized. The transcript has a single exon. Gene Ontology annotation, molecular function: catalytic activity. The record is from RefSeq and is a predicted model, not a curated record. NCBI's taxonomy places the organism in Eukaryota, Metazoa, Arthropoda, Insecta, Hymenoptera, Colletidae. The coding region runs from base 1 to 957 and encodes 318 amino acids.